UCUUGAAUUCUGCGUCACUCACGGGAAUUACACAUAUAUUUUUCAAGCCAGAAAGGCAUAUUUCUCUAUAAAUAAUUUUUGCUAAAAAUCUUAAAGCAAACCACGUAACAAACAUACAAAUAACAAACUUCGCGAUGUACAUACAACGAAAGAUGCGCGGCACCAGCCUCCUCUUUAUCUUCAGCAUCUGCAUUAGUCUGACCCUGGUCGCAGUUACCUUUCAGCAAACUCAGGCGCUGCGUCGCAUUAAACGCGGCUCCUUGGGAACGCAGAAUAAGACACAGCUCGGCGGUGGUGGCGCGCUGGCAGAGCUGAGCAGGCACAGCAACAACUCGGAAGGCAUGAAAAUCGCUGAGAUUACCUCUAGCGCUCCACAACGGCAUGAAGAAGAGGAGAAGGAGCAUAAGGAGCACCACACAUGGGCGAAGAAGGCGGUUGCUGCCGUUGAACACGCUAUCGAUAAAGCCUUUGCAUCCUUUAGCCAUAAGGCGGUAGUUGCCGAGAAGGCCAAAAGACACAUUUCCACGCUAGAAUCGCCGGCUACUCCAACAACUCACAGUGACCGACACAAGAGCACGUUGGCGCAUCUGCUCAACAAGCGUGGUCUAGGCGCUCGCCUGCUGGACGAUAUGCAGCUCGAGACAGGCUUCGGUGGCGGAGAGGGACCUUCGGAGCUACUGAUCAUUGACGAUUCCUACCAGCCAACGAUUGACGCCACACAUAAUGUGCACUCUUACGCCUUGCACCAGCCGAAGCAGCAUAGCCUCGCCGGUGGUUACAAGCGCUUGGCCGAGUUUGGUGAGGAGUUGAAUAAUCUGAAUUCGCCAAAUGUCAAGUCAUACCACUCCAACAACAACAAUUACGGCAAUCACAAUGCGCAUAUUAUGACCGGCAAGCAAAACGAAGAUAACGGUAUUAGUGAGGGAAUUGUACACAAAGACGGAAGCACCAAUCGCAGCCACGACCAUAAUGGAGGCGAGAACAAAGAUGAGUUGAGUCACCGGCGUAACAAUGGGCAUGUGUUGGGCGAGAUGGCUGGGGAAGUCAGAGACAACUCGAAAUACAAUGGCUUUGACAACACCACCAACAACAGCCAUAAUAGCAAUAAUAAUAAUGAUUCGCUUAUCGGCGUCGAAAAGCAUUCCGCAAACAAUCAACAACAGCAGCAACAACAGCAACAACAACACCAACUACACAAUCAACAUUCGCUACAACAGACUGCAAUAAAAAAUUCACUUCCGACGUUAUUAUCACAUUCGCUUAAGACCACCGACGGCAUUGGGCACCGGCAACAACAACAAUUACAGCCACUGAGAGAGAAACAUGAUAGCGAGAAGUCGGUGGAUGUGGGACAAAAGCAUCUACAACAACAACUAACAUCGGCAUCGCUUAUUGCACCGCAUCAACAACAGCAACAACAAACACAACCACAACUCUCAGCAGUUAACCAUUCGAAUGGAAAAAUGUUGCCGAUGGAGAGCCUUCUGAAGUUCGCUAACAUGAUGCUAUACAAGGUGGCACAAGAUGGCGUACCACUACAGGCUCAAGGCGCUCAACUUUCAGUCAGUGGUAGCCCUACAACAUCCGUUAUUAGCAUUGGACCCGUCGUCGAAGGUGCAGAAGAUGUCGCCGUCAUGGAUUAUCUAUACAAUCCAUUCGAGCAACAGCUAAGCUACUUGCGCAACUCCGCCCCGCUUACAGCUACGCCACAGUUGAUUUCAGGCGCGGGUGGUGGUACAGCUUUAGUGCCACGUUCCUUUAUGUUGCCUCCAUACAGCUUGACCGGAUCACCGCAGCCAAUCAACUUCAUCGAAAAUGCCAUAGAUCUACUGAUGAGUGCCGAGGAUGAGGGCAAUGAGGAAUUGGAGCUUGUUUGUCCCAUUCACCACCCAAGGAAGAAAUCCAGCGGCAGCGGUGGGGAUACAAAGGACAAGAAUGGAGUCAUACAAGUCUGUUCGUGUCGUCUCUACAAGAAAAACAAGAACUCUUAAAGUAUGAGGGGAUCCUGAGUUAUACUGUAUAUAUGUAUAUUUUUUUUAUGCCUCUGCUUUGGGUUUCAGUUUUCUCUACCCUUUGAUAUGCAGGAAAUAUAAUUAAUUAAAACUAUUAUAUUAAUACUAAAACCAGUAA
Molecule: messenger RNA, 2130 nt
Organism: Ceratitis capitata (Mediterranean fruit fly)
Lineage: Eukaryota; Metazoa; Arthropoda; Insecta; Diptera; Tephritidae
Exons: 4
Coding region: 135-1991 (618 amino acids)
Source: RefSeq, a predicted model, not a curated record